This is a messenger RNA of Cynara cardunculus var. scolymus (artichoke), 1461 nucleotides long. Its product is annotated as dehydrodolichyl diphosphate synthase 6-like. Gene Ontology annotation, cellular component: endoplasmic reticulum. The record is from RefSeq and is a predicted model, not a curated record. Bases 373 to 1230 code for a protein of 285 amino acids. Gene Ontology annotation, biological process: polyprenol biosynthetic process. Lineage: Eukaryota; Viridiplantae; Streptophyta; Magnoliopsida; Asterales; Asteraceae. The transcript is spliced from 2 exons.
CUCUUUGAAAGACGGCUUCCUCUUAGAUCAAUCUGAUCUCCCUAUCGCUGCUCUGGCAAAUUUCUCCGGUGGACUACGGUCCAUCUUCUCCGGUCGACGAAUGCAAGCACCCUGGUUUGCCAUCCUCCUUUUUAUUAAUUUUCUUCAGGGUUUCAUAAAAAACCCUUGGAGUCGAUCAAACCUCACUAAAGAACUUCAGAAGAAAUCGAGUUUUGAAUAGUGAAAACGACGCUCGAAGGCGACGGUAGGCGCACCCUCACCCAGUCUCCCCUCGGUCCAGAAACUCUCGCCCUCUCUGUCCCCAUCGCUACUGCUCUGCUGCUAAGUGAAGUCCAAUAGGCUACAGGAAAUUUGGAUUCUUGGAAAUUUGGUAUGGAUGUUAAACAAAUAACUCAAGUAUUUGAGAGUUUGGCUAGUUUUGCAAGGAAAUGUUUUUUUGGCAUCCUUUCUGUAGCUGCCACACCUAAUCAUAUUGCCUUCAUAAUGGAUGGCAAUAGAAGAUACUCUAAGCAGCACAAUUUGAUUGAUGGGGCUGGACAUAGGGUUGGGUUUUCAUCAUUAAUGUCAAUGCUUAGAUACUGCUACGAGCUGGGGGUGAAGUAUGUGACAAUUUAUGCCUUUAGCAUAGAAAAUUUUAAACGAAGUCCUGAAGAAGUCCAAUCUUUGAUGGACUUGAUGGAGGAAAAGAUUGAAGGGUUGAUAAAAGAGGAGAGCAUAGUUAACCAAUAUGGUGUUAGGGUUUACUUCAUAGGAAACCUCAAACUCCUAAGCAGACCUGUGAGGUUGGCAGCAGAGAGGGCUAUGGAUGCAACUGCCAAGAACUCUAAAGCGGUGCUAUCAAUAUGUAUUGCAUAUACUUCCACUGACGAGAUUUUGCAUGCUGUUGAAGAAUCUUGUGAAGAAAGAUGGGGUAAAAUAAAAGUUUUGGAUGAUUGUGGAGCAGGAUAUGGGUUUAUGGAACUUGGGAACGAGAGAAAUCAGGAAAAAAAUACCAUUGAUGUGUCGGAUAUUGAAAGGCAUAUGUAUAUGGCUGUUGCACCUGACCCUGAUAUCAUAAUCCGUACAUCCGGUGUGACUCGUUUGAGUAAUUUUCUUUUGUGGCAGAGCACUAGCUGCCUCUUGUAUUCACCAUCUAUUAUGUGGCCAGAGAUUGGUUUCCGGCACCUGGUUCUGGCUGUUUUGGACUUCCAAAAGCAUUUCUAUUAUUUAAAUAGACAGAAGUUGACAUGAAGUGAAAUACAGAUUGAAAGGAAUUAAAUUUUAUGUGACUGAAUGGUUUUCUAGGAUUCAUAGCAGUAGUUGUUCCUUAACUUCUAUGCCCUGUUGUAUUCUAGUUCAAAUAUUGUUUCUGGGAUCGGUCCAGAUGUUUUAGUUAGUUUCCUUGGCCUCAGUUUCAAGAUCAUACGUUCAAUGUAUUAUACUUCAUUUAUAAGUUUUUGAAUACACGAAUUUUUAGUUCUC